This is a messenger RNA of Juglans regia (Persian walnut), 1374 nucleotides long. Its product is annotated as transcriptional regulator STERILE APETALA. The transcript is spliced from 2 exons. Gene Ontology annotation, cellular component: preribosome, large subunit precursor. The record is from RefSeq and is a predicted model, not a curated record. Lineage: Eukaryota; Viridiplantae; Streptophyta; Magnoliopsida; Fagales; Juglandaceae. Gene Ontology annotation, molecular function: protein binding. The coding region runs from base 1 to 1374 and encodes 457 amino acids.
AUGUCGUCUUCGUCGUCGCCUUCUUCUUCUUCCGAAGACGAGAAUGGUAAUGGUACUGGUGGUGGCAGCCCCAGCGAAAGAAGAGCGGGAGAUUUUGAAGGGCCAUCGUCGUCUCGGCGACGUGCUGUUAACGAGGUCUUGCCGGAGCCUUUUGUCGAAGCUUUUGCUGCCCAAGUUGCCAUUGAAGCUUCUCACUCUACCGGCCGCCUUUCUGCGGCUCCUGCCCUUGCCAAUGUGUUUCAGGUUUGUUCCACGUGGCGUGCCGUCUCUCGCUCUGAUCUUUUAUGGCAACGCCUCACUGGACUCAUUUGGGGCCGGACUCAACUACUUCUUGACUCAUGGCACAACGAGUACGUUUACUGGCAUCGGACGGCCCAGAACUUCAGCAUGCGCAGGUCAUUGCACGCUACGCUCGACUUCUUCGACCAGAUUGAAGUGGAUGACCCUGAUGUCAACUCCUGCCGUUGCCUCACUCUCUCCGAUCGCCACCUCGCCUGUGGAUUCUCCGACGGUGCGGUCCGCCUCUUCGACCUUGAUGGCCUGGCCCACGCUCGCACUUUCUUUCUUCCACCACAGAAUAUUUUUGGUCCGUUUUCACGGGCCGUGUCCGGUAUUGUUAUCGUCGACGAAGAUACGAGGCUAAUCUUCGCUACAAUGGAUGGGGAUAUCAACGUGGGGAUCAUCGGUGGUCCAGAUCCGGCGCCAAUUCCUAACAGGGUCUGUGCUGGUAGAAUGAUGGAAGACGGGGCGCUGGUGGACUUCACCGGCUGCGAUCGAUGGUGGGUAGGGCUCUACGCUGGCGUACCGGGCCAGGCAUUCCACAUAUGGGACGCUAUCACUGCGGAGCUAGUUUUCAUGGGAGGGGGGUUGACCGACCCGGAAGCGGUAUUGGGUUGGCACAUGUUUACGGAGGUGACGGAGUUCGUGGGUCGGGUCCGAGUUACGAAUCAGGAAUCGGCUUUGGCUUGUACAAGUUCGAGGGUGAUUGUUUUCGACCUGAGGAACCAAGGAAUGGUGUUGAGGGAUCAAGAGUACAGAAGAGGCCUAGUGGUGACAUCGGUGGAUGUAAGCGAGGAGGCAUUCGUAAGCGUGGACAGACGAGGGGUGGGUAGAGUACGGAGAGUGGGAACGAUGGAGGAAGUGUGUAGGUUUAACGUGAGGGGGCGUGGUGGCGUGGUGGGGUGCAUGAACCGGGGGUACGCGCUAAUGUGCUCGGGUGGUGUGAUAAGAGUGUGGGAGGCAGUGAGCGGUGAAUUCCGGUACAAUUUUGGAGAGAGAAUAGGAGAGGUGAAUGCUAUGGUGGCAAACGAGAGGCACGUGGUGGCAUCAUCAAGGGACUCGGGAAUACACAUAUGGGAUUUUGGUGCACAGUAG